UUUGGUGGAAAAGCUCGUAGUUCGUAUUGAACGAUUUCGAGCGUUUUUCCAUAAAACCACUGUUUUAUUUUGUGAUAAUACAUCUUAAAUCUCUAUAUUUAGUUGUAAGAACCUUGCCGCAAACAAAUCUGUUCGUUAUCUCCGACUGGGAAUACUUUUUGCGUUUCGUGCUUGUGUUGCUGACAAAUCGAUUCGGCGUUGCGAAGUUUCAGGUUAUAUUAAUAAAUUACGAGUUUUCAUUAACAUUUGUUUCUAAAAUGGAAAACAUGGACGUAGCUCAAGAAGGCACAUCGGCGGCGUCGACGCCCAUACUCGAGAAUGGUGGCUUGGAUGGGAUCGGCGGUGAGACCGGGCCCGACAAGAAUGUCACCGCCGAGGAGAUGACUUCUAGGGAUUACUACUUCGACUCGUACGCGCACUUCGGUAUCCACGAGGAGAUGCUCAAAGACGAAGUUCGGACGCUCACAUACAGAAAUGCCAUGUAUCACAACAAGCAUUUGUUCAAAGGAAAGGUGGUCCUUGACAUUGGGUGUGGUACUGGCAUCCUGUCCAUGUUCGCAGCUAAAGCUGGUGCAGCAAAGGUGAUAGCAGUGGAGUGCUCCAACAUUGUAGACUAUGCACGGAAAAUUGUUGAAGCCAACAGGCUGAGUGAUGUUAUUGAUAUUGUCAAAGGAAAGGUUGAAGAAGUGGAAUUGCCAGUGGAAAAAGUGGACAUAAUUAUAUCAGAGUGGAUGGGCUACUGCCUGUUCUAUGAGAGCAUGUUGGACACAGUGCUGUACGCAAGAGACAAGUGGCUCAAGCCUGAUGGCAUGAUGUUCCCAGACAGAUGCACAUUAUUCAUCUGUGGUAUUGAGGACCGUCAGUACAAAGACGAGAAGAUCAACUGGUGGGAUGAUGUGUAUGGCUUCAACAUGUCUUCCAUCAGGAAGGUGGCGAUAUCAGAACCGCUGGUUGAUGUGGUUGAUGCUAAACAGGUGGUGACCAAUUCGUGUUUACUCAAAGAGAUAGAUUUAUACACAGUCAAGAAAGAGGAUCUCAACUUUGAGUCCAAGUUUCAUAUACAGGUGCGGCGUAACGACUUCAUCCAAGCACUGGUGACGUUCUUCAACGUGGAGUUCACGAAGUCUCACAAGCGGCUCGGCUUCAGCACCGCGCCCGAGGCGCCCUACACACACUGGAAGCAGACCGUCUUCUACUUCGACGACUACAUGACGGUAACUACAUCUUGUGAAAAGUUCGAAGAGAUCACUGGAACGUUCUCGAUGCGUCAGAACGCGCGCAACAAUCGCGAUCUGGACUUUGAAAUAGAGAUCGACUUCAAAGGCGAGCUGUGUCAGGUGCACGAGAAGAAUCACUACCGGAUGCGUUAGUGAUGUCACGCGUUCCCCUUCCGCCCCGUCGUCCUUCCCACGGCCCCCACCAGCGCGGACCACGUGAUCUGACGGGCCGGCGAGAGUUCCUUACGCGCGAAAUGUUGUUUUUUAAAUGAGGUAAAAUAAUUUCGAGUGCGAUGAGUUUUGCGGAUUUCUGCGCGAUAAUGAACCUUAUGUAUUAUUGUGAUAGAUUUAAAAUGCUUAGAGUAGUUUCAGAAUGUGGAAAAUGUAAGUGAAA
Messenger RNA from Manduca sexta (tobacco hornworm), 1611 nucleotides. RefSeq names its product protein arginine N-methyltransferase 1-like. The record is from RefSeq and is a predicted model, not a curated record. Gene Ontology annotation, cellular component: nucleus. Gene Ontology annotation, biological process: peptidyl-arginine methylation. The transcript is spliced from 8 exons. NCBI's taxonomy places the organism in Eukaryota, Metazoa, Arthropoda, Insecta, Lepidoptera, Sphingidae. The coding region runs from base 258 to 1370 and encodes 370 amino acids. Gene Ontology annotation, molecular function: protein-arginine N-methyltransferase activity.